UGUCAAUUGCUAUUUUCAAAAUUAAAAUGUCGUGUUUUGAAUCUUAGCGCAAUCAUUUUUAAAUUACAAGUUUUAUCAGAUAAAUGUAGCUUCAGCAUCAAGAAAUAACGCUGAGAAAUGUCUCUCUCGAGAACCAAGUGUAUCCCGUGAGGGCGUAUAUUGAAAUGAAGUUUCAACGCCGAGAAGGAAGAAAUGCGCUUGCGUGAGUCCUCCGUCCAGAAAUUGGAUAAAUUGAGCGUAUUUGGAUCUUAUAUCAAACCUUCACGAAAGUAGACGGUAUAAAUUAGGAAAAUUGCUCAGAACUUAUAUAAGAGAAAAAUUAAAAUUAAAAUGUGUGGAAUAUUUAAUCAACCAGUAAAAAAAGAGAAAACAAACUCUCAUCGAUAUCUUCAGUCUCCACAGUAAUACAUAGAAGCUCGCAGAGAAAUGAUACGUCCGAUAAUUCUGUAUCACAGUCUCAAUAAAGUUCUGUUGCUUGCUGUCGGUAUAUGGCCGUAUCAUCAAUCUAAAUUUACUCAAUUUCAGUUUGUUUUUUUCUCUGCUACUUUAUCGGCAAGUAUUAUAGUUCAGCUAAUACUAUUAAUAAAAUUUAAAUGCACUUCGGACCUUAUUGUUAAGGUGAUGUCUUCCGUAUCUUUCUUUAUAAUAUUGAUAAUAAAAUAUAUUUUAUUCCAUUUUAACCUUGAAGCUGUAAAGAAUUUAUUCACGAAUCUUCAACAUGUACUGAACGAUUUAAAGAAUGAAAACGAAAUUGCUAUUUUAGAAAAGUAUAAUUUUAUCGCAAAAUGUUAUACAAUUGUGCUUACAGCAUUAGGAGUUGGCGUACUGUCUAGUUUUAUUAUAGCUCAAUUUUGGUCAGACAUAAGUAAUAUUAUUGUAUCCGUAAACACAUCUCAAUCACGUUAUAUACUCAUCUCGUCGGAGUACUUCAUUGAUCAAGAAAAGUAUUUUUAUUGGAUUGUAUUACAUAUUUCAUCAACACUUUGUAUCGGAAUAAUUAUAAUGGUGGGAAUAGGUACAAUACUCGUUACGUAUAUUCAACAUACAUGUGGAAUAUUUAGAAUUGCUAGCUAUCGUAUCGAGCAUGCAGUCAACAUUAAUAUUCUACAAAAUACGCUAAAAAAUAAAAUUUUGAUGAUGGAGAGCAUAAUUCAGGCUAUUAACAUUCAUCGGCAAGCUAUAAAACUGUCUAAGCGAUUAGUGUCCACAUUCGACAUAAUGUUUUUUUGUUUCACGGGAUGUCUAAUAGCUUGCUUAGCUCUCAACCUAUUUCAACUUCUCCAAGUAGUGUCAUCUAAAAACAUUAUCGAUCUUUUCCUGCCAUUUACAUAUGCAACAACAAGUUUUUUAUACAUCUUUAUAUCCAAUUAUAUUGGACAGAAUAUAACGGAUCACAAUAAUCAUUUAUUUGUUACUGCGUAUAAUAUUCGGUGGUAUAAGACCCCUUUACAUAUACAAAAAAUAAUACUAUUUUUAUUGCAAAAUGGAACUAAAAAAUUUACUUUAAAAGUUGGUGGAAUGAUUGAUGGAUCUAUAGAAAAUUUUGCCAUGGUGAUAAAAACAUCGAUAUCUUAUUUUACUGUCAUGUAUUCUACACGAUGAUAAGGUAAUUUAUUAUAAGAAUAGUGAAGAUACUAGUGAAGUUAAUGAAGAAAUGACGGUAUUCAUCCUUAGAAAAUAUAUUUAUUUUUUGAACGUAUAGUGUAGAUAGAAAUAUUCAUGCAAAAAGCAAAUAAAAGUUAGUCAAAUUAUGAUUACAGUGCUUCAAGUUUUUGCAUUCCAUUAAAAUCGAUUAUUGUAUUAAACAUAAUUUGAUUAUAAACACAUGUUUAAAUAUCUUAUAUUGUUUUUAAGUGAAUGUCUAAUCCAGUUUGUGUUCAAUGUAUUACAUAUUAGUCAUAAUUAAUUUCGUCUCGACAUUUAUAUAAUUUAUAAAGUGUUUGCAUAAAUUAGUUUUUGUUAUUAAAUAACAUAUAGUAAAAAAAAAGUUCCAUUAGAACUGAUAUAAAUAAAUAUUAAUACAUUAAUAUUCAACACUUGCUAAUAAUAUUCAUCACAGAUUAAUGCCUUCUUAAAAAAUUAAAAAGAUUGUACAUUGGUCUAAAACAAGCAUUUUUAAAUUAUAAGCGGAUAAAUAUCUUCAUUGUCAAGGAAAAUAAUUAAAUCUCACAGACAUCGCUCUUGAAAACUAAGGGUAUACUGUAAAAGAGUACAUUGAAAUAAAGUGUCGGCCUUAAGAGAA
Molecule: messenger RNA, 2242 nt
Organism: Solenopsis invicta (red fire ant)
Lineage: Eukaryota; Metazoa; Arthropoda; Insecta; Hymenoptera; Formicidae
Exons: 10
Coding region: 427-1602 (391 amino acids)
Biological process (GO): sensory perception of smell; detection of chemical stimulus involved in sensory perception of smell
Cellular component (GO): plasma membrane
Molecular function (GO): olfactory receptor activity; odorant binding
Source: RefSeq, a predicted model, not a curated record